GCUGCUGUUCUAUUUUUAAAUCACCUGACGCUAUCCUCAGACGACAGUUCGUCAUCGUGUUGUUCGAGGAAGGAGAGUUUGUGUGUUUUGCACGAUAUCUGUCACAGUUUUGUAAAAUUCGUAGUCUUUGCAUCCAGACUGUUAAGAGCCAAAUAUCAACGACGUAAAGAUGCCACAAAAGAGAGAUUUACACCCGACUUUCGCGAAGAAACGUGUACUAGAACUGGAGUGCAGAUACUGCUUGAGCUUCCUGUGUGGCAGAGGAAUGAGGGCCAUUUUGUUGGCAGACACCAAUAUUGAACUAUACUCCACAGAUCUUCCCCCUGGAGACACAAUUGAGCUUGUAGGGAGCACAUAUACAACAGAGAACUGUGACUGCAAAAUAAAGGAUAUAGCCUGUAUCACAUGUGGCAAUACAGUUGGGUACCACGUGAUCCUGCCCUGCAGAUCCUGCCUACAGUCCUGUAAUAACGGACACUUCUGGAUGUUCCACAGCAGCUCUUCUGCUGCCACAGAACGGGUGGAUGGAACAGGUGCUCAGGUGCUGACUUGGGGAGACCUGUGUGACACUGAGGAUGAUGUAGGCAUGCAGUUCCCCUUUGAAGAGUGUGACAGAUAAGGGGGAAAUGAUACACAGUAUGCCAUAGAAGUAGGGCAAAUAUCAAGUCUUUCCACACAAUACAUGUACAUGUAAUGUUCCUCCUGUCUGCUCUUUGUAUACUUUUCUACAAUGGAAAGUAGCAAUUAGUUCAUGUUUGUGAUUUUAUUUCUCUGUGAUAGCAGGGUAUUUCAUGCAGGUCUUUUGAUGAAAAUUGAUUCAAUGGACACUUUGUUGGUUGGACAAGAAAUUUGAUGGACUUCAAGUUACAAUUUUGUUCAGUUUUGCCAUUAUUUUACAACUGAUAUUUAGAACUUUUGAACAUGGCUUCUUGCACCAAAGAAAAUAUGUAUCUUGGUGCCACCUAUUUUAGGUUUGAACUAUUGUACAAAUUAAUGUGAGGAUUUUAAAGUUACAUAGUUUGGUUUAAAGUGAAACUAAAAGCUAAUAGGAACAAAUUGAUGACAAAAUCUUUGGAUAUUUUGAGCACAAAAUAUCAGUAUUGUUCGUAGCAACUGUGUUAUACAGUUUGGUGAACUGCUGAAAGUGUCUUUGACAUUCUGUCAGAUAGCCUUUUUGAUGUUCAAUGACAAGCAACUACCAGAUAUCUUUCCUUUUCAUAUAUACAAUGUAUAUUAUUAUGGGAUUUUUAACUAUCAAGAUCAUGUAUAUGCAACUAUCUCAUAAUUUAUUGCAAAGAAUUUCCAUAUUUUGCUAAAUAUGACUUUGUAAAUAGUGUAUAAAUAAAUGUGGCAAUUGGUGCAUAUGUAAAUUCUCUAUGAAGGGAGAAGUUUUUUAUCAAGAGUUUAACUCCUAUUUUAUUUCAGUACAGAUUGAUGUUAAGUUAUCUCUUGCUACCAUAACCUACCAGAUGGUUUUAGAACUUUGAGAUCUGUAGUCAAAGAACACAUCUUUUCAUAUUUUUCUUCAUAUUUGUAGGUUUAUGAUUUUAUUUCUGUUUAUUUUGAAACUACUACCAUAGUCACUAGAUAACUUGACUGAAUAUCUCCAUUGUUCAUAAUCUAAUGGAACUUGCAAACUUCAGUGAAAGAUGUAGCAACUAUCUCAUUUCUGCACUUUUCUUUGUGUCUUUAUUGUAACAAAUACAGUUAGCUAGUGUUCGGUUGUGUCUCUUACACCCAUGGACAACAUCUGUCACCUAUUGCUAACUUCUCCAUGUAAAGAACAUCAAUAAACACAGAUAUACAUGUAAAACUUAUUCUUUCAUAGUCACAACUCUUUGUGUUUUGAUUAAAAGCUAUUUAAACAUG
Molecule: messenger RNA, 1869 nt
Organism: Branchiostoma floridae (Florida lancelet)
Lineage: Eukaryota; Metazoa; Chordata; Leptocardii; Amphioxiformes; Branchiostomatidae
Product: protein FAM72A-like
Exons: 4
Coding region: 170-619 (149 amino acids)
Cellular component (GO): cytosol
Source: RefSeq, a predicted model, not a curated record